AUGAAGCCCACUUUCAUCACUCUCAUUGGCCUUCUGGCUGCUUCGGUUGCUGCCGGUCCUCUUCCCGCUGAUGUUGGUGCCGCCGUUGAAGCCAGGGGUGAGGGUAAGCAAGGCGGCCAGAAUACCGGCAAGCAGGGAGGGAACAAGGGCGGCGACAAGGGAAAUGCUCCCAAGAACGGCACGGCUAAUGCCGGCGGCUCUGCUUCUGGCGGCGCUGGCGGCGGUGGUGGAGCCAAGGCUGGCAACACCUCAGCUCUUGUGUUGCCUGAUGGGCGUAUCGCGCAAGACGCAAAGGCAGAGAACUUCAAUGUUCUUGCAAGCGUCUUCAAGAGUGCUGUUGUAAAGGGAGAUGGCCUGCAGUUCAGUGACAUUAUUACCUUCCCCGAAGUGGAGGCAUCUCUGUUCGACAAGGCUGCCAACACCAAGGCGUUCGCCAUUAACAUUGACGACAAGUCUGUGUUCAUCCCAAAGGGCGGCGAGGCGCAGUCCAACAUCCGUCGUGCCGACUUGCUCCCAAGCAUUCGCUCUCAGCUCAAUGAUGUUGCCGUAACGGGUGUGCGCACCAUGCACUUCUCCGUUCAGCGCGAUGCCACCAAGCCCCUGAAUGCGUCCCAUGACUACCAGAUCAUGAACCUCGAGUCCAAAGACUUCAGCUUCCAUCAAUUUGAUGUCCGCACAGGAGGGGAGAACAAGAAUGACAUCGCCAUCUUCGGUAACGCCAAGAACCCCGCGGGACCUCAGAAACUCUUCUCCACUCCCUUUGGCGAGGGAAAGUUUGAGAACUUUGCGCUGAAGAUGGAUUUCAAUGCCAACACCCUUCAAGUCUUCCACAGCACUGGCAAUGACCCCCUCAAGCAGGCCACCGAGCCUCUUCAAAAUGAUCUCGCUGGUCUGGGAGAAUAUCACUUCUCCCUGCAGAAGAACCCCGUCGGACAGGCCCAACAGCCCACUGGCAUCAAGGAAGCGAUCAUCUUCGGUGGCAUCUUCAUGGAGGAUUCUACCAAUGGACAAGUCACUCUCCAGUAG
This is a messenger RNA of Colletotrichum truncatum, 1026 nucleotides long. RefSeq lists its product as uncharacterized. Lineage: Eukaryota; Fungi; Ascomycota; Sordariomycetes; Glomerellales; Glomerellaceae. The record is from RefSeq and is a predicted model, not a curated record.